GCAGCUCCAUAAAUCCAUCUCAUAUCCUCUUCACUCUUCAAUGACUCUCACUCUCUCUCUUCCCUCCCUCCCUACUCCUCGCCGCUUCUCAUUUCAACCACGUUCCGUACAAUUAUCUAUUGACUCUCCCGGAAGCUUCUCCCCAUCUGAACGCCAAACCGGCGUUGUCGUCAUCGGCGCUGGUCUAGCCGGCCUCGCCGCCGCCACCCGCCUCCAUUCUGAGAAUAUCCCUUUCCUCGUUCUCGAAGCCUCCGAUGCCGUCGGCGGCCGCGUCAGGACCGAUCCCGUCGCUGGAUUCCUUCUCGACCGCGGCUUCCAGAUUUUCAUCACUGCCUAUCCUGAAGCCAAGAGGCUUCUGGAUUAUCAAGCCCUCGACCUUCGGAAGUUCUACGCCGGAGCUAGAGUUUACUACGGCGGAGGCUUUCACACCGUCGCGGACCCGGUCCUGCAUUUUUGGGACUCGAUUCAAACAUUAACGAAUCCGAUCGGGACGGUUCUGGACAAAUUAUUAAUCGGAUUGGCGAGACUGAGGGUUUUGAGCCGAUCGGACGAGGAGAUUUUGGCGGCCGACGAGGUCCCUACCAUUGAUUUUUUGAGGAAAUUCGGCUUUUCUGAAUCAAUCAUCGGCAGAUUCUUCCGGCCUUUCUUCGGUGGCGUCUUCUUCGACAGAGAGCUCGAGACCACUUCGCGGCUCUUCGAUUUUAUCUUCAAAUGUCUCGCUCUCGGCGACAAUACUCUUCCGGCGAAGGGCAUAUCUGCCAUUCCCGAACAGUUGGCUUCGAAGCUGCCGACCGGUUCGGUUCUGCUGAACUCGAAGGUCGUCUCCGUGGACCGGUCCGGUUCGGGGACAGUGAGGUUGCAGAAUGGAGAUACCAUCAAAAGUGAGCUUGGCGUCGUGGUUGCAGUUGAAGAACCAGAGGUUGCCAAGCUCCUGGGGCUUAAACCAGCAGAGAAAAAACCGGCUCGGAGCACGGUUUGCCUGUACUUCUCCGCAGACCGCAGACAAAUCCCGGUUCGCGAACCGAUUCUCUUUCUGAACGGUUCGGGGAAGGGGAUAGUGAACAAUAUGUUCUUCGCCACAAAUGUGGCGCCAUCGUAUGGCCCACCCGGGAAGGCUCUGGUAUCGGUUUCUCUAAUCGGGCUAUACGACGCCGUUUCGGAUGCUGAUCUAACGGCCCAGGUUGUUGGGGAGCUCUCGGAUUGGUUCGGAGAAUCAAUCGUAGGGUCGUGGGAGCACUUGAGGAAUUACAGGGUCGGGUUCGCACAACCGAAUCAAAGCCCGCCCACGAACUUGGUAAAAGAUCCGAGGAUAGGGUCGGGUAUAUACGUGUGUGGAGAUCACGUGACUUCAGCUACGUUUGAUGGAGCUUUAGUGUCAGGAGGAAGAGCUGUGGAGGCAUUACUGAGGGAUAGGGUGAAGUCACCAAACUGAUUUAUUUUAUUAUUAAUUGUAAAUUUUCUAUUUUCUGUAUUUUAUUUUGUAAAUUUUUUCCAACUCUUUUUUGGUUGUCUUCUGAUUUUGUUAUGGCAUGUUGAUGACCCAUUGAUAAAUGAAUUUUAUUUAAGAUUUAUUGGUA
Vitis riparia (riverbank grape) is the source of this 1577-nucleotide messenger RNA. RefSeq names its product 15-cis-phytoene desaturase, chloroplastic/chromoplastic. The record is from RefSeq and is a predicted model, not a curated record. Lineage: Eukaryota; Viridiplantae; Streptophyta; Magnoliopsida; Vitales; Vitaceae. The coding region runs from base 41 to 1432 and encodes 463 amino acids. Gene Ontology annotation, molecular function: oxidoreductase activity. The transcript has a single exon.